AUGAAUUUGUGGUAUAUCAUUGUUACAAUCAUCUUCUUUGCAUCUAUAAUCGUUGCAAAGAACACGAGAAAGACAAAGAAAAAUCUACCUCCUGGACCACCAAGACUUCCUAUAAUUGGCAACUUGCACCAAUUGGGCUCGAGACCUCAACGUUCCAUGUUCAAAUUAUCUGAAAAAUAUGGAUCUCUAAUGUCCCUCAAGUAUGGAAAUGUGACUGCCGUUGUGGCGUCAACUCCAGAGAUGGUAAAAGAAAUCUUGAAAACGUUCGAUGUUGAUUGUUGUUCACGUCCUCAUAUGACUUACGGUGCAAGACUUUCAUACAAUCGCAACGAUCUCGGAUUUUCUCCAUAUAGCCAAUAUUGGAAGGAACUACGAAAGAUGACUGUGGUCGAACUCUACACCGCGAAAAGGGUAAAAUCAUUUGGACAUAUCAGACAAGAAGAAGUUGCCUCUUUCGUUGAUUUCAUCAAACAAUCCGCCUCACUGGAGAAACAAGUUAAUUUCAACCGCAAGUUUACGAAUUUGUCAGCAAGUGUGAUUCUUAGACUUGGAUUUGGGAUGAGUCUUGAAGGGAGUAAACUUGAGAGUACUUGUUACGAAGUUAUUCAUGGGAUCAUGGAGGUUGCUGGGAGUUUCGCAGCAGCAGAUUUCUUUCCCAUUGUUGGGGGAUUAAUCGAUAGGCUCACAGGGUUACAUGGCAAAUGUGAGAAGGUUUUUAAAGCUAUGGAUGCGUUUUUCGAUGAAGCUAUAAAGCAUCAUUUAGACGAUGAGAGUAUUAAAGAUGAUAUUAUUUCAUUGCUCCUCAAGAUGGAACGGGGAGAGAUUGGACUUGGAGAGUUUCAACUUACUCGAAACCAUACCAAAGGAAUUCUUCUUAACAUUCUUGCUGCUGGGAUAGACACUUCUGCCCAAACUGCAACAUGGGUGAUGACACAUUUGAUUACAAACCCACGAGUUAUGAACAAAGUGCAAGCCGAGGUGAGAGAAGUGAUCAAAAACAAAGACAAUAUCACAGAAGAAGAUAUAGAGCAACUGAAGUACUUCAAGAUGGUGAUUAAAGAAACACAUAGGAUAAACCCACUUGUGCCACUUCUAAUUCCAAGAGAGACGUUAAGAGAUGUUAAGAUUGGAGGUUAUGACAUUCCAAAGAAAACAUGGAUCCAUGUCAACGUUUGGGCUGUUCAUAGGAAUCCAAACGUUUGGAAAGAUCCAGAAGCUUUCAUCCCUGAGAGGUUUUUGAACAAUGAGAUCGACUAUAGAGGUCUUAACUUUGAGUUAUUACCGUUUGGUAGUGGAAGGAGGAUGUGCCCAGGUAUGGGUAUGGGUAUGGGUAUGGCUUUGGUACACUUGACUCUUGUCAAUCUUCUUUACCGUUUCGAUUGGGAACUCCCGAAAGGAAUGGAGGUAAAAGAUGUUGAUCUUGAAGAAUCAUAUGGACUUGCUUGUCCUAAAAAAGUUCCACUUGAGCUUAUCCCGGUCAUUACCAAGUGGACUUGA
Molecule: messenger RNA, 1497 nt
Organism: Eruca vesicaria subsp. sativa (arugula)
Lineage: Eukaryota; Viridiplantae; Streptophyta; Magnoliopsida; Brassicales; Brassicaceae
Source: the annotation of a GenBank genome assembly